Molecule: messenger RNA, 2599 nt
Organism: Tympanuchus pallidicinctus (lesser prairie-chicken)
Lineage: Eukaryota; Metazoa; Chordata; Aves; Galliformes; Phasianidae
Product: deoxycytidine kinase 2
Exons: 5
Coding region: 392-1216 (274 amino acids)
Biological process (GO): nucleobase-containing compound metabolic process
Cellular component (GO): cytoplasm; mitochondrion
Molecular function (GO): deoxyguanosine kinase activity; ATP binding
Source: RefSeq, a predicted model, not a curated record
CACCUGGAAGCAGCCGCGAGCCUCCACCCGUUACCGUACUCGGGAGUUCCCGCCCGCAAGCGGCGCUGCACAUCAGUGCUCAGCCGCCGCCAGCUGGCCAUUUAAUCGCGCAUGCGCGUGGCUUUCUCUUCCCCCCCCCCUCCGGCCCAGCACCGCGCAGGCGCAGCAGCCCCGCUCUGCCCCGCCAGCCCGCCAACAAAGCGGCACUGCCUGCUCCUAAAAUGGCGGCGCAGGCGGCCCCACGAGGGCCCCGCUACCUCCUUAUCGCCAGGACCCAGCUCCGGUGCUGCAGAUUAGAGCCUUUUUCUCAGAACGUACCCGAGCCUGCGCCUGCCCCUGCUCCGAGCAGCUGCCAAGAUGCUAUGGCAGGGCCGUGCACACGCAUCUCUGCAUGCCCAGCACUGCACAAACGCAGCCUGCGGUCUCUCAAGAAACCUCACAGCUGCCACUAUCCUAUCCGCCACAACAGCCCAGUUCACACUCACACUCUGCAUUUUACGAAUCUUUUGCAGCAGCCGGAAAGUCUACACUUGUCAGGCUGCUGGAGAAGCACAGCGAUGAGUGGGAGGUGAUCCCCGAGCCCAUCGCCAAGUGGUGCAACAUCCAGACCAGCGAGGAUGAGUGCGAGGAACUUUCAACUUCUCAGAAGAGUGGAGGAAACCUACUUCAAAUGCUGUACGAUAAACCUACAAGAUGGGCUUAUACUUUUCAGACUUAUGCCUGCUUGAGCCGAGUAAGGGCACAACUGAAACCCAUCUCAGCCAAGCUGCAUGAAGCAGAACAUCCAGUGCAAUUUUUUGAGAGAUCUGUGUACAGUGACAGGUAUGUGUUUGCUUCUAACCUGUUUGAAUCUGGAAACAUCAAUGAAACAGAGUGGGCUAUCUAUCAGGACUGGCACACAUGGCUUUUAAAUCAGUUUCAGUCUGAAAUAGAACUGGAUGGGAUGAUCUACCUAAGGACCACACCUCAGAAAUGCAUGGAAAGGCUACAGAAGAGGGGAAGAAAAGAGGAGGAAGGAAUUGACCUCGAGUACUUGGAAAACCUCCACUAUAAACAUGAGACGUGGCUGUAUGAAAGAAAUAUGAGAGUUGAUUUUGAGAACCUUAAGGAGAUUCCUAUUCUUGUUUUGGAUGUUAAUGAAGAUUUUAAAAAUGAUAAAAUUAAACAGGAGUACCUGAUUGAUGAGGUAAGUAUUACAUGUUUUCUCCUGCAGUAACAAUUGGAAGUUAUUGAAUUUUAUGACUGUUAAUGUAUUACCUUAAAAACUCAAAAUACAGAAUUAUGUAGUAGUAAUCUGGGGCUUCUACAAUUGGCCCUCUUCAUCACACGGAUGAGGAAGAUGCAUUUAAUUUUCCUCUACAAAACCAUUUAAUCCCUUACUUGAAGCAGUUCAAGGGAGAAAUGACUAUUUUUUAAAGAGGGGCAGUUGUGGAGGCCAGUCAGACUGACUGCUCCCUGCCAAGUCUGCACUGCCACACCAUUCAUUAAAUAGUUGACACAGCGGUAGCGUGCAAUUCAUGCCAUCCAUGAUGCCUUUAGAAACUCCUAGUCAGAUCAGAGCUACUUGUGCUCCUUCAAAUAUCAAGGGUGUCCACGGACAGCACAACAUAUCUGAGAAACAAAGAUGUAUGCAGGUCUGUGUGCACGAUGUGACACUUUAAAUAGCAACACAGAAAUCCAACAGCCAUCAGAAGAAACACUGAGUUCACCAGACAAAAUGGUGUCUGCUAGUUCUGGGGAAAGACAAGAUCAGGGAAUAAAUGCCCCAAAGCACUCUGCUGUAGCUAACUACUGUGUACCAGUCCACAGCAAAAGAAAUCCCAGGAACUACUUUUCUGUCCUGUUCUGGUCAUCAAUGCUAAAGAUGAAUGUUUGAAUCUAAAAUCUAAAUCUAUGCUUGGGUGCAUAAUGUUCACUCAACGUAACAUGGUGGUGUUUGCUAUGAAUUUGCAUCUUCCACUAUGGAAAACACAGAAGAGCUUGGCUCGAUUUUCAGACAAUCCCCUUUUUCCUAAGGAAGAGCUACUUAGUGAAGGCAUAUCCAUUUUUCUUUAAUGGAACAAUAUACUGUAAAGCUACCUUCCCUAUCUUUCUAAUGAAUUAUUUAAGUUACUCAAGUCUACCCAGUACUAAUUAUAGUAAAAGGCAUUUCAGAUCACGAAUUAUAUGUAGAUGAGUUGUAUGUAGAGGCAAAACAGCACUGGAGACCAGCAUACAGAAGGAGUACAGUAACACCUCCUUUGUUCCUUCAGAAAAGGGGGAAGCUUCUGGUGUUCUGCCAUUUCUUUUUAAAACAUGUUAAACAUACGCUUUUGUUUCCACAGAUCAAAUCUUUCCUGACUUCUUAAGAAUUAAGGCAUACAUGAAAUGCUUGGAACUCAAGAGUUAAACCGAACAGUCACGUGGUCUUCAACAGUCUAGCUAAACUAGAUGUACUGUCAGUGUAACUUAUAAACCUCAGAAAAGUAGUUUUGUUUGUUUGAACUGUGUUUUUUUAGAUAGACUUUACUGUGUAUUUUAAAGAAAAAUACAGAGUGCCUUGAUAAUGUAUUUCAUUUUGUGUAUAUUCUCUACUCUUUAAUAAACAUUUUUAAAAUAA